Messenger RNA from Helianthus annuus (common sunflower), 2201 nucleotides. RefSeq names its product probable receptor-like protein kinase At2g23200. NCBI's taxonomy places the organism in Eukaryota, Viridiplantae, Streptophyta, Magnoliopsida, Asterales, Asteraceae. The record is from RefSeq and is a predicted model, not a curated record. The transcript has 6 exons. Gene Ontology annotation, biological process: protein autophosphorylation. Gene Ontology annotation, cellular component: plasmodesma; plasma membrane. Gene Ontology annotation, molecular function: ATP binding; metal ion binding; transmembrane receptor protein tyrosine kinase activity. Bases 92 to 1459 code for a protein of 455 amino acids.
GUUCCUUAAAUUCAAGCCCAUUCACUUCAAUUAUGAUUGCUUCCAUCUCUAUAUUUUGUUCUUUGUUACAUUAAUUUCUUUGACUCAUACGAUGUCUUUCAUUAAAGAUUUUGAUCACCUUAAGAUUCAAAUGGAAGAUGUAUUAUUAGCCACCAACAACUUUGAUCCCACUAGGGUGAUAGGGCGUGGUGGAUUUGGGAUUGUCUAUAAAGGAGAACUACCUUCCCCAAAGGGACAAAUCACAUACGCUUUUAAGCGAUUAGAUCGUAGACUAGGGCAAGGGGGCAUCGAGUUUUGGAAGGAAAUCAUGAUGCUUUCCACAUACGAACAUAAGAAUCUCAUCUCCCUCAAGCACUUUUGCAUUGAGGGUGAUGAAAUGAUUCUUGUGUAUGAGUAUGCUUCUCGUGGGAGCCUUGAUCGAUAUUUGUCUGAUGCUAGUACUCUCACAUGGAUCCAGCGCUUGAAGAUAUGUGUUGAGGCUGCACGUGGGCUAUGUUUCUUACAUGAUCCAAAGGAGACUCAACAAAGAGUUCUUCAUCGAGACGUCAAAAGCGCAAACAUUCUUUUGGAUCAGAAUUGGACCGCUAAAGUUUCUGAUUUUGGACUGUCAAAAUCUGGUCCUGCCAACCAAGUGCACUCGUAUCUCUUCUCCCAUGCUGUGGGGACUCCCGGGUAUUGUGAUCCGUUGUAUAUGGAGUUUGGUUUUCUAUCAAAAGAGUCGGAUGUGUAUUCUUUUGGUGUAGUUUUGUUUGAAAUUUUGUGUGGGAGACUAUGCUAUGAGUAUCAUAAUCAUGAGUUAACUAAAAUUUUAGUGCCUAAAUGGAGAAAAUGCUACGAGGAUAAGAGGCUAGAUAAAAUUGUUCUUUCCGGUCUAAGAGAACAAAUGGAUCCAGGUUCUUUGAGAAUAUUUUCAACCAUUGCCUAUCGAUGUGUGAAUAAAGCUCGUGAGGAGCGGCCGCCGAUGGCUGAGAUUGUGGAAAAACUCGAGUUCUCACUUGAACAAGAGAAUUAUAGAAGGAGAAUGGUGUACUCUGAACCAGCACCCCUUAGUGAUGGGAAUGAUUCUUAUGAUUCAGAAGAGCCUGUGUGGCAGUUAGGGUUGGGAGGUGGUUCGGAUUCAUUACCGCAACGGCCAGAUGAAGCUGACUGUGUUUAUUAUCUUCGAACCGGGUCGUGUGGGUACGGUUCUCGCUGUCGGUUUAACCAUCCGGUUGAUCUUGGUGGUUCGCUUUUUGGAGGUGUGAGGUCUGGUGGAGGGGAGUACCCGGAACGUAUCGGCGAACCCGUGUGUCAGUAUUAUAUGCGAACCGGGAUGUGUAAAUUUGGUGCUUCUUGCAAGUAUCAUCAUCCGAGACGUGCUGGAUCAUCGAGCACGGUGCCACUGAAUGUAUCAAGAUACCCUCUCCGUCCUGAUAGAGUUGAGAUUUUAGACAAGUGGGGUUUUCAUCAGAAUUUCUGAUAAACCACUUCAUCAGAAAUUUUGGUGAACAAAUCAUCAGAACGUCUGAUGAUCAGAAUUGUCAGAAACUGAUAUCAUCAGAUCCAUCAGAAAUGACCUUCUCCUAUUAUCCAAAUCAACUCUUGAUCAACUUGUGAUUCUUUGAAGUAGAUGCUUUGCAUUUCGGUUGUCCCAUCUUGUCUUCUUCUUCAGGACUGUUAUCUCCUCAGAGAUCCAGUUGAUUGAGAUUUUCUUCAAUAUUUACAAACGAAGUUUCCUAACACAAAUCAUUGCCUACAAAAGCUUUGUUCGACUUUCAAGGAAGAUGGACACAUGUCACUUAAGGAUACAUGUUAAAAUGUGGGGGAGACUUAUUCAAGUUGCACUCUUUUUCCCUUGACUAAGUUUUAUUUCAUUGGGUUUUCUUAGUAAGGUUUUUAAUGAGGCAAUAUACCUUAUCCAGAAGUAUUAGGGGGAGACAAUACGCACUGCAUUCUUUUUUCCUUAGCUGAGGUUUUGUCCCACUGGGUUUUUCUAGCAAGGUUUUUAACGAGGCAGCAUCACCAAGCGUAUUAAAGAAUAGUAUAUUAUCAUGUGGAUAGUCAAGGGGGAGUUUUAUAAAUAAACUAUAUAUAUAUUAUGGUGACUAUCCACAUUCUAAAUCUCAUCUUUUCAUGUCCUUUGUAUUAAUGUAAGAACACUAUAUAUAGAGUUCUUUGUAUUGCAUGUUUAAAUCUCAAUGAAAAGAAUUCUUAUUCACGUA